Messenger RNA from Aureobasidium pullulans EXF-150, 1032 nucleotides. RefSeq lists its product as uncharacterized. NCBI's taxonomy places the organism in Eukaryota, Fungi, Ascomycota, Dothideomycetes, Dothideales, Saccotheciaceae. The record is from RefSeq and is a predicted model, not a curated record. Bases 1 to 888 code for a protein of 295 amino acids. The transcript is spliced from 3 exons.
AUGCGCUACACAACCUUGAACUCAAACGGCACCAAGGGCGUCCGAUGGUACUGGCGGAUGAUAGCCAUUUGUGCUUCGUGCUUGAUACUAGGAGGUUUCCUAGUUGUACCCUCCACAUUCGACACGCAGGCACAACUCAGAGUAUCUACAACCAUUCUGGGCGGCUUUGGCGUAGGCCUUUUGACGCUUGGCUUUUCUCUUGCAGCACUCGCAUGCUUCUGCAGUCGUAGUUGGGCUUUCAGUGCGGAGCAUGUCUUUGUACCGUGCAUUUUCGUUUGCCUGGUUGGCUUCCUAAAUGUGCCUUACUGUUUCAUCGUCAGUACGCGCUUUAGAUGGAAUGCUCUAGCGAUGAGUACCACUAUCGGAGCAGCCGUCACAGCAUUCCUGUUCACUGCACUCUACUUCUUCGCUCGUCGCAGACUCGCACCAUCAAGAAUUGACCAGGUCGGACACUCAGACAACAUCGAUCUUCUGCGACGACACAGCAACGCGAGUGCAACAGGAUCUUAUCACACCCAAAGUUAUUUUGCCAAUCACUUUGCAAACAUGUACCCAGCCGCUCGUACAGCUCCAUCAACAACGGCUAUUACUCCUCCAGAUGAACGACCCAACGAUAACGAAUUACAACGACGACACAUGUCAGACCUUCUGCAUAAGCCUGAGCCUCACAUAUCUCCAGCGAUGAGCCCAUUCAAUCGUAUCGAGUUCAACGUGGACGAGACUGAAUCGCCAAUCAACGGCUACUACGCUCCUGGCGCGAACAAUUUAUCGACGCGCUCGCUUGACGAUCCGUCAUGGCGUUCACGCAAUGGCAGUUGGGUUACCAACGACUCGCGACGUAACUCUUCUCGGGAUGAGCGCCGUCGUGAAAUCGAGAUGGGCAGGUGAGGACACACACCCUCGCCGACGUCUCACACACUCCUUAUGAUACUGCUUCCAACGUCCCUGCAGGCCAGGGCUGGGCCAGCUGAACAACUGUCCCCUCGAACCGACACACAUCGUUCAUAUAUGCAUUGAUACGAGAGCAUGGCC